GUUCUGUUUUGAUGGAUAGUAAUAAUCAACAGCGUAUACUCAGUGCUUUAUUUCACAGGCAAUAUCCAUAUCAUUAGCUCUGACAUUCAGCAUGUUUUUUAAAGUUUUUUAAAGAUAGGUUUCACAAAAUCUUGGUUCUCUGUUAAAAAAGACAUCAAACACUGAGCAGUUAUCUCCUGCGGUCAUUAUGGAAAGGAUGGCGUGCUUUAUUGUCCUUCUGAGUGCACUCUUUGUUUCGUCCGCAAACUUUGUUGAGGGGAACCAAGACUGUAGUUCAUGCUAUCAGCUGGACAUUGGAGUGGCAGUUGGGAUCAUUACCUGUGACAUCUUUCUCACACUCUUCAUUGCUGUCUCAGUCUACUGUUUUGUGUCCCAUAAGAAUAGUAGAGCCUGCUCACAUACACAAGCAAGAUCCUGCGGUUCAACCAAAUCAACAACCCACCAGUCAUCAAUGAAACCAAAGAUGAUUGAAGUGGAAUCGCCUUACCAGGAGCUUUAUGGAGUACAGUCAGAUAUAUACAAUGAUCUUCAGCAGUAUCGGAAAGGAAGUCACCCAGAGUAAACUUUUAAGUUCAGAUGGAUAAAGACACAUUUUUCAAAAUAUCUGAGGAAGUGGACACAGUAUGGCGGACCUUUUUAGAAAACACAUGACGGCAGAAUGAAUCAUUCAUUCUUCCCUCAAACAAAAGGGAAGGACAGACAGAUCUAACAAUGAGAGAUCUUUUUUUAUUUACAUGAAUCAGUUUCUGACUUCGGGCAUGGUGUACUAAAACAAAGAUAUUAUUAUUAUAUCAUAUAAAAUGUAAUUGUUGUCAUUAUAUUUACUCACCUCCUGUUAUUUAAACCCCUGAUGGCUUUCUUUGUUUUUAGUUUGUUUUUCACCCAACCCAUUUGUGAGCCUUAAGGACACUUUAAAUAUUGAGCAUGAGUCACAUGAACACUUUUUAAGCUUGAAAAGGCUGUCACCAUCCACUCCUAUUGUAAACAAAACAACUAAAAAACGUUUGAACGACAUGAGUGAGUGAGUAAACAAUGACAAAAAAAUUCAUUGUGGGCUAUUAUUAUUUAAAAAAUAAAAACAGAUUGGGCCUUGUCUUUCUUGACUUUACUAGCAGAAUUAAAGUGGCUUUUUUAUGUGUGACUCCCUCCAGUGUCCACAAGAGUGCAGUCUAAUAUCUAAGUGUGUAAUGUUUGUCACUGUAAA
Molecule: messenger RNA, 1204 nt
Organism: Paramisgurnus dabryanus
Lineage: Eukaryota; Metazoa; Chordata; Actinopteri; Cypriniformes; Cobitidae
Source: RefSeq, a predicted model, not a curated record